UUUUUCUUAGGUAAGAUUCUGACAUAAGACAUGCAGGUUGGCCGUCACGGUGCUUUUAAAGGUGUACAUAAAGCUGCUGCUUCCCUGAUCCCCGUGCUAGAGACUGUUCUCAUUCCUCUUCCUCUGCCCAACUCAUUUGGAAAAGUGUUGUUAGCGUUAGCAGAGUUAGCUAGCUAAGCUUUAGCCACUGGAAAAUGGCAACUUCGAAGAUGUGCAGGCAGAGGAACAAAGAGGAGACCUUUGAGUGGACAGGGUUAUUUCUGCACAACGUAAAAACCAAGCAGGAGUCGCUCCUCUUCAUGAAGAGGAUGAUGGCUGUGGCGGUCUCCUCCAUCACCUACCUCAGGGGCAUUUUCCCUGAGAGUGACUACAAAUCCAAAUAUCUGGAAGAUUUGUGCAUCAAAGUUUUGCGCGAAGACUGCAAAACCCCUGGUGCCAGCAAAGUUGUGAAAUGGAUGAUGGGAUGCUUUGAUGCAUUGGAAAAGCAGUAUCUCCAGAUCGUGUUCAUUGGGGUCUACACCAAACCAGAUCAGCCUAGUUGCAUUAUUGAGUCUUACCACUUUAAAUUCAAAUACACUGAGAAGGGACCAGAGAUGGACAUAAUCAGGAAUGAUGUACAGAUGCAGGUGGCAUUGGAUGACACCAAGAGAGCCUCCAUGCUCCUCAUCAGGAAGCUCUUCCUACUCAUGCAGAAUCUGGGCAGUCUUCCAAACAAUGUCUACCUCACAAUGAAGCUCUACUACUAUGAUGACAUCACCCCUGCUGACUAUCAGCCACCAGGCUUCAAGGAGGGUGAAUGUGACAGCCUGUGGUUUGAAGGCACAGCUGUUCGUUUCAAGGUGGGUGAUGUGCAAACAGGCCUUCACAGCUUGAGAGUGCAUGUGUGGGCUGAACAGGGCAAACUGGAGAAGCUUCAGGAAGGGAGCCACCAAAGAGAGAUCAAGCAGUUGUCUCAGAAAAGUCAUCCAGAGAAGGAAACCACAAAGGAUUCUCAUAAAAAGAUGCGUGAUGACCUACCAUCAGAAGACGAGUCUGCACAAUUCAAGAAAUGCACGAGACCUGUGGGAAAGAGACGGGCACCUGCCAGAAACGUGUCAAAGAAGAGAAAGAUUUAGUCUGCGAGAAUCUGUUAACAGUUCAGACACACUUUGUUGUGGGUACAGUGUUUCUAUAUUUAUAUUAACAGUUUAUGUAUUUAUGUGUAUUUAUAUUAACAGUGUUUGUGGCGUGUUGGACAGUUUGUAAUUAUAGGUCACCAACUACUAAAUGUUGUCAAUACAGUUCUAUUUCUCUGUGCAUGCAAAUCAUUAGUGAUGGUACAGGUGAAAAUAGUAAAUGUACAAAUCCUUAAAAAAAUAUUCUUUUUGGUUAAUUUUCAUUAUUAACUAAACUAAUUAACAAAAUUCCCCUUUGUUUACAAAAUACUUCACAUGGCUUAUGUUGAGAAAGCAAAACUUAUUUCCUGAAGGCUUCUCCUGUGUGAGGAGAGUUUUGUUCAGCUCCAGAGCAUCCACUUCAGUCUUUGAUCUGCAUUACAACUUUAUUUUCCCUUAGAAGAGGCUGUCGACUUGCCCCAUCUCCACAAACACAGUCUUCAGCUGGGAGUAGUAUUCAAUGGUCACCUGGCCGUUCUCCCGCCCAAUACCUAGUGAGUGAGGGUGCAACAGUUUUACUUCCACUUACUCUGUAGUGAAUACUUAUAGAGAGGAAGUGCUGUCCUCAGAGAUCACUGUGCAACACAGAAAGUCAUAAAUGGCCUAUGGGGAUGUACAGUACUAACUGUUCCAAAUGUUAAACUAGUCAUGAAAAACCAGUGUCAUAGAAAUAGAAACAAAACCCCUCCUGGAAUCUGUGUCAACACUGACUGUACCUGACAUUUUGAAGCCUCCAAAAGGCACCUCCACAGGAGUGAUAUUAUAGUUGUUGAUGAAACAGAAACCAGCCUUGAGGCGUUCAGCCACGCGAUGGGCUCGUCUCACAUCCCUAAAAACAGAUUUAAAUUUGUGUGUUAGUUUAAGAUAAUUAAAGUAAAGAAUGUGCA
This is a messenger RNA of Betta splendens (Siamese fighting fish), 2041 nucleotides long. RefSeq names its product zebrafish testis-expressed 38 (gene zte38). The transcript is spliced from 13 exons. NCBI's taxonomy places the organism in Eukaryota, Metazoa, Chordata, Actinopteri, Anabantiformes, Osphronemidae. The coding region runs from base 195 to 1115 and encodes 306 amino acids. The record is from RefSeq and is a predicted model, not a curated record.